AUGUACAAUUUUUUAAUUUUAUGGCUUAAAUUUGAGCAUUCGGUAUUAGUUUUACCCCUACAAAAUUACUAUGUACUGUAUGUACAAAGAAUGCACAAGAUUACAUAAUCUGUUGCAAGACAAAAUGUAAUAUUCAGUACUAGAGGAAGUUAAGAAAUUGUAACAUCUUGCUGAAGAGGAGUGUUAAUCAAGAUUAAUGAGCUGCUGAUAAGAUUCUGCUAAUAUUUUACAAGACACAUUUGAAGUUUCUCCUGAAUUCGGGAAUGAGAAACUGCCUCUUCUAUUAUUGCAACAAAAGAAAUUAUUAUGUCAAAAUAUUUGAUGCUCCCUAUCGCAAGACAUUUGUCAUUUUCCUGUGCUUGUGCCUGCUGGAGAAAUGUAUUACCAGUAUUUGGACAAGGGGGAUUUGCUUCAGUUAUUAAAAGGAUUCACACUUCAGGCUUUGCCGCUCAAAAGCAAAACGGUGCUGUAAAUGUUUUUGAUCGCCACAGCAAGUUACUACAGAGGGAGAGAGCUGCUAGAGAUCCAGAUGUUGCCAUUUAUGAUUAUCUGAAGGAGGAGGUUGGCUAUCGUUUGUCAGAUCGUAUUUUGGAUGUAAAACGUGAAUUGAAGACUGGUUUAGACCUGGGCUGUGGAAGAGGCUUUGUCGCCAAGAAUAUUACAGAUGCUGAAUUACAACAUCUUUAUAUGAGUGAUUUUUCUCCGGCAAUGUUGGAAACUGCGCAGACGCCAGAAAAUGUUGGAUUUACUAAAUUGAUAAUUGAUGAAGAACAAAGAUUUCCACUGGAGUCCAAUUUUUUUGAUCUGGUUAUUUCAAAUCUCAACCUUCACUGGGUAAAUAAUCUUCCUGGAUGCCUAAAGGAAGUUCAUAGAGUGUUGACAAAUGAUGGAGUGUUUUUAGCAUCAAUGUUUGGAGGAGACACUUUAUAUGAGCUUCGUUCAUCGUUGGUGCUAGCGGAGCUAGAAAGGGAAGGGGGGUUUUCCCCCCAUGUAUCGCCAUUUACGGAGAUUCGUGACAUUGGAGGCCUUCUCAACCAGUGUGGCUUCACCAUGCUCACCAUUGAUGUAGAUGAAAUAAUUGUGGGUUACCCUUCAUUAUUUGAACUGAUGAGAGAUUUACAAGGGAUGGCAGAAAAUAAUGCAGGCAUUAGCCGAAAAUCUCACCUGCAUCGUGACACCCUUUUAGCUGCGUGUGCCAUUUAUCAAGAGAUGUAUGGGAAAGAGGAAGGAAUUACAGCCACCUUCCAAAUUAUCUACAUGAUUGGCUGGAAACCUGACCCGAAGCAGAAAGUAAACGUUGCAGAACGAGGCAGUGGUCAAAUCUCCCUUAAAGAUCUGCAUAAGCUUGAUGAAAUGGUUCGUGAGGCUGGCAUGGAGGGCAGGAUAAAGUUUAUGAAGGAUGAAGUAACUGAUGGUGGUAAAGGUAAAAAAGGUUAGAGCUGUGAUAAUGAUAGGUUAGCAAGAAUAGAUAUAUUAAUGCACUUAAGUUGGCAUAAUUCUAAAGAGAUUUCUUUUGUUUUUAUUAGGGGGGUCGAUUUUGAAAAUCAGUUUUAUGGGUAUAAUUUGUUUACAGUGUGGCAGUAAAUUGUAUUUUUAUAUGAUUAAUGAUAUAUUUAUAAACAAGAUGCAUUGAAUCAUGAAUUCUAAAACUAAUAUUCAGUAUUUUGAGCACGCUUAUAAAUUAAUCUUCCUAACAUGACAUUAUUGUAUUCCCUUUAAACUUCCAAAAUAAUAUAGCAUAGGCCAGGCUUUAGUAUUUAAUAAAAUUUCAUAUUUUUUUAUUUAAGAUGUUGCACGAGAAUAGUGAUAUCACUAAGUCAUAUUGUCGAAUUUCCUUUGUUGUGUAACUUGCAUUAGAUAUAUCCUGAAGAAGCUACUGAGAGAUGUAUAAUUUUUGUACGGUAUCAUAAAGCCAUACCUGUUUCUUCAGGCAGCAAUGGCUAAGUAAAAGGCUCAAUUUUAAUGUAUUUACUUCAAAGCCACAUAAGCUAGAUAUAAACUAGCCUCUGUACCCAAAUAUAAUACCACAUCAUUGACCAAGUUUAAGCACAAUACCAUGAAAGCUUUGUUCUUGUGCCUGCUUGAUAAACUUGUUAUUGUUGAAUACUUAAAACAAUUUUGUCAUGACUAUCACAUUGGUAUUUGGUACUGUUUUUGGGUGGCUUAUGUUGUAAAAGCUUGCAACUUCCUCGUAUGUAGUUUUGGUAAUUGUAUAUUUUUGUUGCAUAGUUAUUUUAUAUUGAAAUACAAAGAAUAUUGUUUAAA
Procambarus clarkii (red swamp crayfish) is the source of this 2265-nucleotide messenger RNA. Its product is annotated as arginine-hydroxylase NDUFAF5, mitochondrial. The record is from RefSeq and is a predicted model, not a curated record. Gene Ontology annotation, molecular function: S-adenosylmethionine-dependent methyltransferase activity. NCBI's taxonomy places the organism in Eukaryota, Metazoa, Arthropoda, Malacostraca, Decapoda, Cambaridae. Gene Ontology annotation, cellular component: mitochondrion. Gene Ontology annotation, biological process: mitochondrial respiratory chain complex I assembly.